This is a messenger RNA of Chanos chanos (milkfish), 1272 nucleotides long. RefSeq names its product protein arginine methyltransferase 8b (gene prmt8b). NCBI's taxonomy places the organism in Eukaryota, Metazoa, Chordata, Actinopteri, Gonorynchiformes, Chanidae. The record is from RefSeq and is a predicted model, not a curated record. The transcript has 10 exons. Gene Ontology annotation, biological process: chromatin remodeling; peptidyl-arginine methylation, to asymmetrical-dimethyl arginine. Gene Ontology annotation, molecular function: histone methyltransferase activity; protein-arginine omega-N asymmetric methyltransferase activity; protein-arginine omega-N monomethyltransferase activity. Bases 1 to 1272 code for a protein of 423 amino acids. Gene Ontology annotation, cellular component: plasma membrane.
AUGGGACUUCGGCAUUCCUCGCGCUGCUUAUUCCUACGGAGAAAGAUGGCGGAGGUGGAGAGCUCGGAGGUAUGUCAAAGACACAGGUUAUUUGAUAAACACCACCGACCUCUCUUUCUCUCACAGCAGCGCCCAGUGAGCGUUCACCAAUCUCAGUCGUCGCAGCCGUCACCGUUACCAAAACCAGUGACGUCUUCUCACCAUGUUCCCCAUCCACCUCACGCGCCGCACGUGUCGGCUCUGUCCACCUGUCCUGGCCGCGGAAAGAUGGCCAAACUUCUCAACCCGGAGGAAAUGACAUCUCGCGACUACUACUUCGACUCUUACGCCCAUUUUGGCAUCCAUGAGGAGAUGCUGAAGGAUGAGAUACGAACUCUGACCUACAGAAAUGCUAUGUAUCACAAUAAACACAUCUUCAAGGACAAGAUUGUUCUGGAUGUGGGCAGUGGGACAGGGAUUCUCUCCAUGUUCGCUGCCAAGGCAGGAGCCAAGCAUGUGUAUGGGAUUGAGUGUUCCAGUAUAUCCGAAUACUCAGAGAAAAUCAUCAAAUCUAAUCAUUUGGAUAAUGUCAUUACCAUCUUUAAGGGGAAGGUGGAGGAGACAGAGUUGCCUGUAGAUCAAGUGGACAUUAUCAUCUCAGAGUGGAUGGGUUACUGCCUGUUUUAUGAGUCCAUGCUCAAAACUGUCAUCUACGCCAGGGACAAGUGGCUGAAGCCUGGGGGACUGAUGUUUCCAGAUAGGGCCACUCUAUACGUGGUCGCCAUAGAGGACAGACAGUACAAAGACUUCAAAAUCCACUGGUGGGAAAACGUGUAUGGUUUUGACAUGACCUGUAUUCGUAAUGUGGCUAUGAUGGAACCUCUGGUGGACAUUGUGGAUCCAAAGCAAGUUGUUACAAACUCCUGUCUCAUCAAGGAAGUGGACAUUUAUACGGUGAAGCCGGAGGACCUGUCGUUUACGUCGGCAUUUUGCCUCCAGAUCCAGAGGAACGACUACGUCCACGCUCUCGUCACCUACUUCAACAUCGAGUUCACCAAAUGUCACAAGAAAACAGGCUUCUCCACAGCCCCCGAUGCUCCAAGUACUCACUGGAAACAAACGGUCUUUUACCUGGAGGAUUAUCUGACCGUGCGGAGGGGGGAAGAGAUCCUGGGUAGCAUCACCGUCAGGCCCAACGACAAGAAUGAGCGAGACUUGGACUUCACCUUUGAGCUGGAUUUCAAAGGGCAGCUUUGUGAUGCCGCUAUUUCCCAUGACUACAAGAUGCGAUAG